Molecule: messenger RNA, 1698 nt
Organism: Aspergillus japonicus CBS 114.51
Lineage: Eukaryota; Fungi; Ascomycota; Eurotiomycetes; Eurotiales; Aspergillaceae
Product: FAD-binding oxidoreductase
Exons: 3
Coding region: 271-1698 (475 amino acids)
Molecular function (GO): FAD binding
Source: RefSeq, a predicted model, not a curated record
UCACAACAUGCACAGCAUUGCACAGAAGUACCUUGGUGAGCUAAGAUGAAAUAAUGAGGAGGCUUUACGGCUUCAUCUGACCCGCAUAAGCGAGGUUGAUAGAUCUCAUUCAAGCAUGUGGAUCACUUUGCCCGACGCGGUCAGAUCGACGCCUCCCUUUGAAGCCACAUUCCAGCCACACCUCGUACCUCUCGUGUCCCCUUUAAAACCCGCGUCAGCCUGCUUUUUUAAUUCUGCAUCCCUGACUUUUCCUACGACCACGAGUCAAUCAUGGGUCUCAGCGGUUGGACCGGUGCAUGCUGCCUGGGUCUGCAACGACUCCUCGGCGCGAACCAGACAUUCUCGGAAGGCACUGCAGCCUACAACGCCUCCCUUGCAUCCUAUUUCGCCCAGCAGGAAUCGCAACUGUACCCCAGUUGUAUCGUGGCCCCGACCACUGUCGACGGUGUCGCCACUGCGGUCCAAUACCUGACCGCCAAUGCCACCUGCGACUUUGCAAUCCGAUCCGGCGGCCACAUCGUGGUCGAAGGGGCAGCCAACAUUGCCGACGGCGUGACCAUCGACCUGCGCGGCCUCGACUCCAUUGGAGUCAGUGAUGACCGGUCCACCGUGACCGUCGGCGUCGGCGCCACCUGGGGUGAUGUCUACAAAGCCCUCGACCCGCUCAACCUCACCGUAGCCGGCGGUCGCGUCGGGCAAGUGGGCGUGGGCGGGUUGACCACCGGGGGCGGCAUCUCCUACUUCUCGCCCCGCUACGGCUGGACCUGCGACACGGUCGUCGACUUUGAAGUCGUGCUGGCUAAUGGAUCCGUCGUUCAUGCCAAUGAACAGGAGAACCCCGAGCUUCGGGUUGCCCUGUGCGGAGGAUCGAACAACUUCGGAGUUGUCACGCACAUUCAGCUGACGGCCAUCGAGCAGGGCCAGAUAUGGGCCGGGUUGGCUUACUACUCCUUCGACACGGUUGACGAGCAGCUGGAGGCGACGGCCGAUUUCAGCAACGCUGACACCUACGACGACUUUGCGUCGUUGAUUGUCAGCUUUGGCUUCUCCAGCACGCAAGGCGCCGCGCUUGUCAACAGUCUGGUGUACACGAAGCCGGAAGCGAAUCCGCCCGCGUUUCAGCCGUUCACUGCCAUACCUUCAGCGAUUAACACGUUGCGCCUAACCAAUAUGUCCGAUAUCUCAACGGAACAGGGCUCUUUCCAGCCGAAUGGCGAACGUCAGUUGUGGCUGGUCACGACCUUCUGCACCAGCGUUCCCAUGCUCAACGCGACGUACCGUCACUGGAACGAGAGCCUGGCCGCUGUUCAGGAUGUGACCAAUGUGACGUGGUCGUUAUCGCUGGAGCCAUUGCCGUCCGCCAUCUAUGCAAGAGGCAGCAACACCAAUUCAUUGGGGCUAUCAGAUGCAACCGGUUCACUGAUGAUCGUGCUGCUGAGCGCUAGCUGGGUUGACGAAGCGGAUGAUGCGCAAGUGGAGACAGCGGCUCGUGUCCUCUUCGAGGCCAUCGAAGAUGACGCCCACGAGCGGAAGGCCUACUAUCCCUUUAAGUAUCUUAAUUAUGCAGCCCAAUGGCAGGAUCCGAUCGCCAGCUAUGGCGAUGACAGUGUGGAACAGCUGUGGCGAGUUUCCCGGGCAGUGGAUCCCGAGGGUGUCUUCCAGCACCAGGUUCCGGGUGGGUUCAAGCUUCCUGUUUGA